Messenger RNA from Paramuricea clavata, 5138 nucleotides. NCBI's taxonomy places the organism in Eukaryota, Metazoa, Cnidaria, Anthozoa, Malacalcyonacea, Plexauridae. The record is from the annotation of a GenBank genome assembly.
GGAAUGUUAACAGGGUUGGUUAGGAUUGGCCCCCAAGCUGGGAUUAGUCCUAAAAACUGACCCUUCCAUCGUAGGUGUGCGCCGUGAUCCAUUGAACUAAAAAUAACUGGAACGCCACGUUGACGCGGAAGUUUGAAGCUAAAUUAUACAAGGUCGUACACAGGCUUUAAAAGGCCCGUUUUGAAAUAAAAGGCCCGUUUCCCUUUCGAUUCACAUAUUGCAAUGAAAACUUUCAAAACGGCAUGCUUCGAUCGCCCCCUGCAUUGUUUCGCGAGUAAAUCGCGCAGUAGAAACACGCGUGGAAGUGCGUGUCUGGGAGUCAAAACUGGCUUCAUUUGGCUUCAUAGGAGUCAAAUUUUGGCUUCAAAAUUUGCAUGCGCAGUUUACUGAACGUAGCGUUCCAGUUAUUUUUAGUUCAAUGCCGUGAUCAGUCAUGAUCAGGUGGCUGCCAGGGGCGCCCUUAGAAAGCCUUCGAUUCGAUCAGGAUGAGCUGUGUCCGAUCCUUCGCAAUUCAGCUUAGCUCUCAGCUGCGAGUAAGGAUAAUAAGAACACCCUACUAAGAAUCGGAGCAAUCGCAGAAAUCGCAACCAGCCAAUUACUACGACUCUUGCGAAGCGAUAAUGGGCAAUUUCAGCUAUAGACUAAAUUUUGAUCUGGGCAAGAAGAUCAAAAUCCAUCACCACAGCUAGAAAGAGCAAGUUAAAAUGAGUGAAAUUGCAAAGUUUGGUUGCGAAAUGUUGUCAAAUGAGGAAAAUAUAGCCCUACGAAAUUUUGUAUUAAUUUGUAUUACGCACGGAAAAAUGCACCACAUUUCGGCCGAAAUGUGGUGCAUUUUCCCGCGCGUAAUACAAAUUAAUACAAAAUUUGCAAAUUUCGUAGGGCUAUAUUUUCCUUAUUUUACAACAUUUCGCAACCAACCUUUGCAAUUUUACUAAUUUUAACAUGCUCUUUCUAGCUGUGGUGAUGGAUUUUGUUCUUCUUGCCUAGAUCAAAAUGUAGUCUCCUGCGGAAAUCAUCUAUUGCGAUAUUACGAUUCAGUGGAAACCAGGUACACCUACCUGUACAGACCAAAUGAAAGUCAUCACAGGCAAGCACAAGUUUCUUCUUUGUUGACUCUUUGUAAAACCAGCGCGGUAUACAUUUGUCAAGGAAAAGCUUCCCAUUUCAAAGCGCAUAUAUACUCCCAAACUAUAUGACCUAUUUCAAAAAGCCAUCUCAAACGUGGCGGUCCAGUGUAGGAAGCUGCCGUGGUUUGUGUCUGAACUACCUGAAAAAUAUAUUUCAUAUGUGGAUGUCAAAUGUGAAGUAUAUUGAUCUAGUCAUAGGACUGGAUCAAAAUUAAUUCAGUCCUUGGACUGGAUCACCUCACCUUAAGUAGUGAUUUAUUCGUAUGAGAUGUUAUUUCAAAUCCUAUUUCAAAUCCUCGCACUGCAUGGACUAGAUUUCAAGUCUCGCAUUUUGAACUUGAAAUCCAGUCCUCAUAGUCGGAUUUGAAAUAUAAGCUGCCAUGGUUUGUGUCUGUACUAUAUGACAGAUUUGACUAGACUUACUGUAUAUGUUAUUAAAAAAAUGAUAUUAUAGUAAUCUCAUAUAUAAAAUAAGUUUUGUAAAUUAUACUAUACACUUAGAAACCUUAGCAAUAAAUACUAUAGAGAUCAACUUUUUUUUAAUUUAGUUUUAAAUACUCAAAUAUAAUCUCAUAAUGGUAGUGGUCAACUCGAAAGCUUCUGCUCCUUUGACCACUACGCACUCUUCAUCUGUAAAUACAUAUUAUGAAAUAUAAUGUAAAUAUAUAUAUAGUAUACUAGUAAUACAUACUCUUGUAAGAAAGAAAUAAGUGCAAAUAAAACUGAUUCUGAUUCUACUUGAAAAAGAUCUCUUAAACGUGGUUGUCCACUGGACCACUAGGCACUACGUUUGAGAUAUCUUUUUCGGGUAGUUCAGACACAAACCACGGCAGCUUAUUGUAGAAUACUACCUACACUGGAUCACCACGUUUGAGAUAUCUUUUUCAGGUAGUUCAGACACAAACCACGGCAGCUUAUUGUAGAAUACUACCUACACUGGACCACCACGUUUGAGAUAUCUUUUCAGGUAGUUCAGACACAAACCACAACAGCUUAUUGUAGAAUACUACCUACACUGGACCACCACGUUUGAGAUAUCUUUUCAGGUAGUUCAGACACAAACCACGACAGCUUAUUGUAGAAUACUACCUACACUGGACCACCACGUUUGAGAUAUCUUUUCAGGUAGUUCAGACACAAACCACGACAGCUUAUUGUAGAAUACUACCUCCACUGGACCACCACGUUUGAGAUAUCUUUUUCAGGUAGUUCAGACACAAACCACGACAGCUUAUUGUAGAAUACUACCUACACUGGACCACCACGUUUGAGAUAUCUUUUUCAGGUAGUUCAGACACAAACCACGACAGCUUAUUGUAGAAUACUACCUACACUGGACCACCACGUUUGAGAUAUCUUUUUCAGGUAGUUCAGACACAAACCACGGCAGCUUAUUGUAGAAUACUACCUACACUGGACCACCAAGUUUGAGAUAUCUUUUUCAGGUAGUUCAGACACAAACCACGGCAGCUUAUUUGCAGAAUACUACCUACACUGGACCACCACGUUUGUAUACCUACACUGGACCACCACGGACUGUAUUUCUUUUAAAUUUUCUAACUUUUCUUUGAGUUUUAGCUAAUUUGAAUUUGAAAGGGUUCAAUUUUGUUAUACACACUGUACAGGCAGGGUGUAAAAAAAAAGUACAUCCUUUCAAAUUCAAAUUAGCCAUAACCUUUUAAAUAUUCGUUGCUCUGCAGCUAAGCUUAUAUCUUAUGCAGACUGGAAUAAUGCUUAAUUUAAAUAUUUUUCUUUGAGUUGUGCAUUUGUUCAUACAAAUAGAAAUUAUCCUAAAUUCCCAUCUGCAGAAGACCAUGUGUUUUCACGCAUUCAUUAAUUCGAGAAAUUAUAUGGCAGUCAAAUUACUACAAUACAGAGGGUGUAUAAAAAAAGGAGACCUUUAAAAAUCAAGCAUAUUGUUAAAAUUUGAAUGCCUUUUCAAUUGCACAUAUGCUGAACCGUAGUGCGUGAAAUAUUGAUGGGUGCAUAUAUUAGAAAAAGGAGACCUUUCGAAAUUGAAAUAACGUUUAAACACAAGAUUGUCUGCUCCUGGGAAAAUCUGCCAUGCAUACUGUACGUAGAUCGCAUGUUUCGCACUCGUGGGCUUAGCAAAGUGCUCCAGGAUUCAAAUUAUAACAAUGGUUGAUUUCUAAAAGCCAUGUUACACGGUGCAAUUUUUCUUGCAACUUUCAAUGCAAUUCUACUCUUGACAGAUCUAAAAUUGCCAAAUACUAGUCUUCAUUACAACCCGCUGAUGUUUUCUCAACAUAUCGAAAAUUCUUCACUGAUUUCACUAAUUAACAUCUCUCAACAGUAGAAUUGCAUUGCAAGUUGCAAGAAAAAUUGCACCGUGUAACAUGGCCUUAAAGAAAAGGAAAAAAGGUUCUAAUAUAUGCACUCCAUCAGGUAGAAAAAGGUUCUAAUAUAUGCACGCAAUCAAUAUUUCACGCACCACGGUUUAGCAUAUGUGCAAUUGAAAAGGCAUUCAAAUUUUAACAAUAUGCUUGAUUUCUGAAGGUCUCCUUUUUUUAUACACCCUGUAGAUUACGGUUAAUUUGAAUUUGAAAGUGUGUACAUUUUUUUGAUACACCCUGUAGACCCUUUGCAGAAUAAGUGAAUAAAGAAAAGUGACAUGGAGAACAGUGGGAUUUUCAAAACAAUGAAAAGACAAUGGAACAUUCUGAUCACUGGAUCAUGACUGGAUGACAUGGAGAACAGUGGGAUUUUCAAAACAAUGAAAAGAUAAUGGAACAUUCUGAUCACUGGAUCGUGACUGGAUGACAUGAAGAACAGUGGAAUUUUCAAAACAAUGAAAAGACAAUGGAACAUUCUGAUCACUGGAUCAUGACUGGAUGACAUGAAGAACAGUGGGAUUUUCAAAACAAUGAAAAGACAAUGGAACAUUCUGAUCACUGGAUCAUGACUGGACGACAUGGAGAACAGUGGAAUUUUCAAAACAAUGAAAAGACAAUGGAACAUUCUGAUCACUGGAUCAUGACUGGAUGACAUGAAGAACAGUGGAAUUUUCAAAACAAUGAAAAGACAAUGGAACAUUCUGAUCACUGGAUCAUGACUGGAUGACAUGAAGAACAGUGGGAUUUUCAAAACAAUGAAAAGACAAUGGAACAUUCUGAUCACUGGAUCAUGACUGGAUGGCAUGGAGAACAGUGGGAUUGUCAAAACAAUGAAAAGACAAUGGAACAUUUUGAUCACUGGAUCAUGACAGGAUGGCAUGGAGAACAGUGGGAUUUUCAAAACAAUGAAAAGACAAUGGAACAUUCUGAUCACUGGAUCAUGACUGGAUGGCAUGGAGAACAGUGGGAUUUUCAAACAAUGAAAAGACAAUGGAACAUUCUGAUCACUGGAUGUCAGUAUUGUUGUGCUUCAGUAUUGUAGUGCUAUUCAACAAUCUCAUUGCAAUAAGACACUCUCCCUUUCCUUCAUAAUUUUUUUAUUUUCUGUUUCACUUUAGCCAACCACGAUGGUUUGGUCGUAUUCAUCUCCAGUCAUGGGAAGGCGAGAGGCUUUCAAACCGUUGACAAAAAAAUCGUCGAAGUCGAGGAACUCACUUCGCGAGUCAACGGUAAACAGUGCAAAGCUCUGCGAGGAAAGCCGAAACUAUUCUUUAUUUCUGCCUGCCGUGGAACCAAAUCAGAUCCUGGGAUUCAGCCGGGUGUUAUCGACUCCGAUGCAAACGGGGAUGAGAAACUGGUACCCAAACUCCCAACCGAAGCGGAUUUCUUGGUGUGUUAUUCCACGACCAAGUAUCAUAUAUCCUACCGGAGAUUUACCCUAGGGGUACAAAACUCCCCCGAGAUGGGGACAUGGUUGAUCAGUUCACUUACCCAAGUUUUUGAGGAAAGAAUGAAUGACGAGGAUGUUAUGCAGAUGUUAACACGUGUUAACGCAACCGUUGCCAACAUGGCAAGUCGUGAUGAUCACGUGAAUGGCAUGAAGCAAAUGCCUGUGCAGAUGCACAUGCUAAGGCAUCGGGUCUUCUUUGGAAAGUGA